AACCCUUCAGUAGUUCACCAUGUCUGAUCUGCCGCCUGGCGAUGUCUAUGAAAAUGGUCCAGACAGGAUCAGUAUCGGGGAACCGCAGCAGAGGACCGCCCUCACCACAACAGAUAAAACGGGACAAACCGGUCCUAAAACCGGCGACGCAGCACACCCACCCCAACCCCUACAGACGCAGCAGGACAAGCCAAGCUCGCCGCAGCGAUCCAGUACCACUCGCAGGCAGUCACGUUCAAGCAUCCACUCAUCACACACACGCACACCCUUACCCGCACCGUACCCGUGUGUGGACACAGCAGAAGAGUUGUAUGGCAUGUUGUGGGAAGGAGGUGAUCUGAUGGGCGUGGCGAAUGCUCCGCCUGUGACCAAUAGACAGUUGCUGAAGGCUUUGAGCAGACUGUACUGGAAGCAGGUGGCCUGGGCCUCGACACUGUUUGUUGUGCAGGCCAUCGCCAUUCUAUCGACUCCGAUCUGCGUAUAUAUGAUACUGCUGUGGCACGAGGGAGAGUAUGGUGCAGAGCGUGAGGAUUGGAUAGGGUACACACUGGUGGCUGCUUUUGCGGUGCUGCAACUGUUGGGGUUUGCUGCACUUAAUCAAAUGAAACGCGUUGCUAGGAAUGCCGGCAUCGCUUCUCGUGCGACGUUGGAGGGGGUGCUGUACUCGCGCGUGCUCUUCUCACCCAUCUGUGGCCAUAACAGUCCCACUGGCGGGGAGUUGGCGGCCAUGUUUGGGGCAGACAUGGACGCCAUAUUGCACCUGUGGACCGGAAUUUUGGGCCUUAUUUUCGGUCCGAUCGAGAUUCUUAUCAUUGUAGGGGAGUUGUUCUAUUUCGUCCAAGAGGCUGCUUUAGGGGCCAUCGGAGUGGUUGUGGUUGUCAUGGUGAUCUUCCGUAUAGUCGGUGGUAUCAUGGAGAAGCAUUCAGGACCUCGUGCAAAGCUUUCGGAUGAUCGCUGUCAUAUAGUGCACGAGUAUCUUCAGGGGACUAAGGUGGUCAAGGCAAACGCCUGGGAAGACCAGUUUGCCGCCAAAAUCAGUGCUGUGAGGAAUGAGGAGUCGGCCAAAGCUCAGCUACUCAACCUGCUGAUGGGGGCCCUUAACGUCUCCGGCAACAACUCCAUUGACGUCAUAUCUCUGGCAAUUGUGUCCAUUUACACCCUUGGCAUGGGCAAUGUGCUAGUGUCGUCCAUCACCUUCACCAUCUGGAUUGUACUAGGUAUCCUCCACGGGAAGAUCUUCCAUUUCCCCGGCUAUUUUGAUGAGGCCAUGACUGCCUGGACAUCCAUCACACGUGUGGCGAUGUUCAUCUCUCGGGAGGGCAUUAAAACCGGCUCCACCAAUGAGAACGCAAAGAAACCCGCCGACAUGUUGCUCACGCUGGAUAAUGCAACGUUCGCGUGGCCAGUGGCUAUGGGAGCCAAUCAUAAACGAGAUUAUGUUUCCGAGGUUAGAUUGCAGGAGAAGAAGCAAGGUCUAAAUGAACGAGAGUCUGACAGUGCCGCAGCCGUAGACAUCGACUCAACCGCUGCGAUCUCACCCGUUGGUGCCGCUGUUGGCAAUGGCCGGUCGUCCGUACCAGAUGUGCAUGUCGCAACACCACAGACCAGCGAAGUAUCCAAACGACUGCGACUGAGGCGCAGAAAACCCAAAGCCCAACAGACCGUUCGAUCGUCUGUCUCUUCUCGAGUGGCCACAGUAGACGAUAACGUAGAGACGGUCAUGGAGGGUGCGGAAUCCUCCUCCCCAUUGGGUGCCGUUUCCGAGUACCAAUCAGAUACGGCCGAGGAUUUAGUGGUGUGUCUGAAUGACGUCACUCUGGCUGUACCACGAGGAUGUCUCAUGGCACUCGUCGGCACAGUGGCCAGUGGCAAGUCCAGUCUUCUUCAGG
Molecule: messenger RNA, 1889 nt
Organism: Sphaeroforma arctica JP610
Lineage: Eukaryota; Ichthyosporea; Ichthyophonida
Exons: 10
Biological process (GO): transmembrane transport
Cellular component (GO): membrane
Molecular function (GO): ATP binding; ABC-type transporter activity
Source: RefSeq, a predicted model, not a curated record